GCUCCUUAGUCUCUCAGUUUUUGCCAUCAUGCUAUGGAAAUGCUUACCAGAUGGCACCAAAGUGAAAAGACAGUUACUAGGGUGAUUGGAGACCUUGAUGAUUUUAACAGCUCUGCUUUUGCAGGGUUUUAGCUAGAUGUCAGCUUUGCAGUCUUGACAGGAGCUGCUCCCAUACCAGACUGAGAUACAUUGAGUCAAUACACUUUCUAUGGUCCCUGUAUAGAAAGUUUUCAGGACUGCUGUUGAGACCCUGAAUUUCCUCAGUCUUUGCCUCGUUUUAUUAAUCUGUGUUUGAAUGUGGGUAGUCAUUGAAUACUCUGCAGUGAAUGGGUGCCAUGAGAAUGAGGAGCUGAUAAAAUAUCACAAUAAUUCACAAGAAAUACAAAGAACUCUGGUCCAUCAGGUAACAUCUUGUGAAGUGAAAAGCUGAGAGUUUGCAAGAAACAAAUUCAUCACUGAGACAGUUUUUCAUUUCACAAGACUUUAUUUCAUAGACUGGAGCCAUGUGGAUCACUUGUGCUAAAUUUCUCCAAACCUGUUCUGAUGAAGAAACAAACUCAUCUAAUUCUUGGAUGGCCAGAGAUGCAGAUGACCAGUUCUCCAGCUCUAUGGAGACCAAUGUGGUGAUCCGCCAUGAUGGCCAGAUUAUGUGGGACCAGCCGGCAAUAACCAAGAGCUCCUGCAAAGUGGAUGUGUCUUACUUCCCUUUUGAUGCCCAGCAGUGCCGUCUCACCUUUGGCUCUUGGACCCACAAUGGCAACCAGAUGGAUCUUCAUAAUGCCCUGGACAGUGCUGAUCUAGCUGACUUUGUAGAGAAUGUAGAGUGGGAGGUUGAGGGAAUGCCUGCAAAGAAGAACAUUAUUCUCUAUGGCUGUUGCUCAGACCCCUAUCCAGAUAUCACAUACACACUUCACCUGAAGAGAAGAGCUUCUUUUUACAUCUUUAAUCUUCUCAUUCCCUGCAUGAUGAUCUCCUUCUUGGCUCCGCUAGGCUUCUACCUUCCAGCCGACUCUGGAGAGAAAGUAUCUUUAGGUGUAACAGUGUUACUAGCCCUUACCGUCUUUCAGCUUCUGGUUGCUGAAAGCAUGCCUCCUUCAGAGAAUGUGCCACUCAUUGGGAAAUAUUACAUUGCCACAAUGACCAUGAUUACAGCUUCUACAGCCCUGACCAUCUUCAUUAUGAACAUCCACCACUGUGGACCAGAGGCUCAGCCUGUUCCUGCAUGGGCACGUCGCUUUAUCCUCCACUACUUGGCUCGAAUUUGCUUUGUCUAUGACAUGGGAGAGAGCUGCUUGUCUGUGUACACAGACAAACCUGCACAGAAGGGAAGCAACUGCACUUUAAAUGGACAGGCUGUGGGUGAGGACUUUGCUCUGAGGGUACGAGGCGUUUCAGCUGGUGAAGGCUGUUCACAGAAGAUAAAAGAUCCAUUAAAUGAAGAUACCAGUCCGACCUUAUCUCCCCGGCAAGGUAAAGAGUGUCAAACUGGCUGGAUAGAUGGUACCUGUGUGGGCAUUGACCAGGGAGAGGUUGCAGGAACUACAGCAGAGAGAGGGAGUGAGAGCAGAGCAACUGGGAAAGAAUCAGUCGAGAAGAGGGAAAUAGAUGUUGCAAGCCCAAAUUUAUUCCAUCAGCAAAACAUCCUGAGGAAUAUCGAGUACAUCGCUAACUUUUAUCAUGAACAGAAGGCCACACAGAGACGAAAUGGGGAGUGGCGGAAAGUUGCCAAAGUCAUGGAUCGCUUUUUUAUGUGGAUAUUCUUUAUCAUGGUCUUUCUCAUGAGUUUGCUUAUUAUAGGGAAAGCUGUCUGAAGGUAUGAUAUUAAAGACAUCAGGGGCCUCAUGCAUAAACGUCUGUGUAGUUCUUAAAAAAGGCAUCGACACUGAUGUUGAUGACACAGGUCAGACAUACAGUGUCUCAUUUCUUCUUUUAUUGUUGUA
This is a messenger RNA of Carassius gibelio (silver crucian carp), 1940 nucleotides long. Its product is annotated as neuronal acetylcholine receptor subunit alpha-10. The transcript has 3 exons. Gene Ontology annotation, cellular component: membrane; neuron projection; synapse. Bases 504 to 1811 code for a protein of 435 amino acids. NCBI's taxonomy places the organism in Eukaryota, Metazoa, Chordata, Actinopteri, Cypriniformes, Cyprinidae. The record is from RefSeq and is a predicted model, not a curated record. Gene Ontology annotation, molecular function: extracellular ligand-gated monoatomic ion channel activity; neurotransmitter receptor activity; transmembrane signaling receptor activity. Gene Ontology annotation, biological process: monoatomic ion transmembrane transport; signal transduction; nervous system process.